This is a messenger RNA of Pangasianodon hypophthalmus (striped catfish), 2565 nucleotides long. It is a transcript of the gene c5ar1, whose product is annotated as complement C5a receptor 1. Gene Ontology annotation, biological process: phospholipase C-activating G protein-coupled receptor signaling pathway; chemotaxis; complement receptor mediated signaling pathway. Bases 142 to 1191 code for a protein of 349 amino acids. The transcript has 2 exons. Lineage: Eukaryota; Metazoa; Chordata; Actinopteri; Siluriformes; Pangasiidae. Gene Ontology annotation, molecular function: complement receptor activity; G protein-coupled receptor activity. Gene Ontology annotation, cellular component: plasma membrane. The record is from RefSeq and is a predicted model, not a curated record.
UAGUUUGCACAAGCCACAUCCUUUCCAGGUUAGUAUAUACCAACUGCACAAGACUGACAGCAGAUCACACCCAAGAGCCUGAGCGUGGUAAAGCCUCACGAUCUACACAAUUCAUCAUUCUGUGGUUCAACUAAAAUUAAAAUGAGUGACGACGAUUAUUACGAACCAUUUAAUUUCAACGACACAACAAACCCAUGUGCCAAUGCAGAAAACUGUACGCUCUUUGACAAGACUGAUCCAUCCGUGAUUGGCUGGCGUCACUGGUUUGCGCUGAUCUGCUAUGCAGUCGUCUUCUUGUUGGGUGUCCCUGGCAACGGUCUGGUUGUCUGGGUGACAGCAUUCAGGAUGCCCCGUUCAGUUAAUGCCCAGUGGUUUCUGAACCUGGCCUUGGCUGACCUGCUGUGCUGUUUAUCCCUACCCCUGCUCAUGGUACCAUUGGCUCAAGAUAUGCACUGGCCCUUUGGACCAUUAGCCUGCAAAAUACUGCAUGGCCUACUGUAUAUGCUCAUGUACUGCAGCGUGCUGAUAUUAACGGUCAUCAGUGUGGACCGCUGGCUCCUAGUGACUCGGCCUGCUUGGUGCCAGAACUGGAGGCAGCCGAACUUGGCUCGCUGGGUCUGUCUGGGUACCUGGGUGCUGGCACUCAUUGGCACCAUUCCCCAGUUCAUUCACAUGGAAGAAGAGAAGCAGGGGACGAAGAAACAGUGUCACGGCCAUUACUCCAGCCUGCUGCAUGCCUGGGCCUUGGUUGUGACACGCUUCCUGCUUGGUUUUCUGCUGCCGUUCCUGAUAAUCUCUUACAGCCACUGGACAGUGUACCAGAGGGCACACCAAAGGUCAGCGAGGAGGCAAAGCGAGAGGUCAUCACGGACCUUGCGUGUCAUCCUAGCUGUAGUGAUCACCUUCUUCCUGUGCUGGAUUCCCUUGCAUAUCAUGGACACUGUUAUUCUGAUCUGGCACAAGGCAGUGGAUAACACAAGGGUAAAUCUUCAACUGGCUCAUGUAUUAGCUCUCUGCCUAGCCUACUUCAACAGCUGCUUGAACCCACUGCUCUAUGUUUGCCUGGGCCGUGGCUUUAGGGAGAGCUUGACCAAGACGCUGAAGAGUGUACUCAACUUUGCUUCUGAAGAGCCGACCCGAGCACCCACUCUGACAAUGAACACCAAGAGUACCACCGACACAAACUACUGAGAGUUUGUAUUGUUAUAGCUUAGUUCUGCUGUACACAAUAGUUCUGCUGUACACAAUAUUGUGUUUCACACAAUAACCCCUCACUUUCACAGCUUAUUAUUCAGUCUUUCUGCUUAAAGUAUAUUACUCAGUAACAAGUAUGAUUUGUUCAGCUACAGUGUAUUUAAUAGUAGUUACACAGUUCAGGAAUUUACAUCUCAGGGCUUAAUCUGGCCGAGUUUCACCUCUCAGACUGGUUUGAGCAGGAUUUCUUAACCUCUUUACUGCUUUAAAAGAAGAAAAAAUAUAUUUUACACUUACAUUAGAAUCACAAAACGUCAACACAGUGCACAGGAUGUUGAGCAAAUUAAGUGUCAGGCAACUGCUUAGAUCCCGGCCACUUCUUCUACACAAAAACAUAGUCUAAGUUCAAGUUUUCUAAACCUAAAUCAAAAAAUCUAAACAAAAUCAAAGCUCUCAGCACAUGAAGUAAAAUCACAAAUUUCAAAAAAUGAGUGUUUUGUGAUAAGUAGAGAAUUAUAUGUAGUACUACUGACUAGCACCCAGCUAUAGAAAAAAAACAGUGCCUGGUGCAGCAGCUUCACUGAAUGUGGAAAUAAAUGUGUGAAGUUACGCAACAGUUUUGAAAUUCACACAUUCUGUACAAAUGACAAAAGUUGUUUUUCUUUUUUCAAAAGAGUUUACCCAUCAAGAGCCUAAAACUAACAGUUUGUUCAACACUCAGUUGUUAUGAAAAAAAGACGACAACAACAACAUCAAUAAUAAUAAUAAUAAUAAUAAUAAUAAUAAUAAUAAUAAUAAUAAUUUUUAAAAAUCAAAUAUUAUAUUAGAAUUUUUGAACAUUUUAAAGGACAAAAAUGUUCAUUUGUGUGACCUCUGUUCAUAGAUGAGCAUAUAUAUAUAUAUAUAUAUAUAUAUAUAUAUAUAUAUAUAUAUAUAUAUAUAUAUAUAUAUAUAUAUAUAUAUGUAUAUAAAUAUGUGUGUGUGUGUGUGUGUGUGUGUGAAUUUAGUUCAAAAUAAGGUCCUUGGACAACCUGGGAAAAUGUAAAUUAACAUAAAAUUCAGUUAUCAGUUAUUGACCUGGUCUUUUGUACUUGAGCUUAUAACAAGUUAAGAACUUAACAGCUAACAGAACAUAUUUUGAAAAAGAAAAUAUUUCUUUCUUUUGCUUGUUAUGCAACUUGUUCCUUCGGUAUUAUAUGCUUAUCUGAAUGUUAUAUGGAUCUGAAACUUGAAAUGUGGAAGGAAAUAUUCUUUUUGUCAGCAUUUCUGUUGUGGAUGUAUGUUCCUCAACUGCACAUUUCUUUUGUACAAAUACUUUUUUUAAGCACUCAAACUAAUAAAAAUAAAUAUAUUUAUAUGCUUAUGGAUUUA